AUCAGAAGAGAAGAGGAGAUUCGAAGCGCUCUGAUUGGCUGUGUGCACAUCACGUCAUUUUUUCUGUUUCUAUACGUUUCCUGUCAAAUUUUCCAUUUGGGAUUCGUACACCUCUCUGUAUUCUAGAUAUUUCUAACAAAAUGACAGCGAAUAAUAAGGAAUCAGCGGAUUGCCUUUAAAAUGCAAAAAUCUCCUACCUCAUGUAUUAUCAUGGAGUCCUUAUUUAGUGGAUGUGAAAUGCCUGAAGCUUUGGCUGAGCUUUGCAGGGCUCAGCAGCUCUGAUGCCCAAUCCACACACACAUGUCUGUUUCCUCAAGGAAUAUCCCAGAAUUCCCUCGAGUAACCUCGCCGCAUGUCGCGCAUCAGGAGCACACUGGACACCGUUACCAAAGCCGUGAGCGGAACGGUGAACACCGACCUCUUCGCCAAGAUCACACGCCUCAAACUCGGUGCCGCUCAAGGCAAAACUAUAGAGGUUAAAGUGGAAUGUCCCGAGGCCGAGGCCAGAGCUGUCAUGACCGUGGCGGCACCUGAGCUGCCCAGGGAGAAAGAGGUGAAAAAAGAUAUAGAACCUCAUAAAGAAGCCCCAAAAUCUGUCAGCAAUUUGUCGAGCAGUGCAAGAAACACAAGCAGUGCAGUUGCAAAGCAAACACUGCAACGUUUUCAGCCUGCAGCAUUCACAACCAACAUGGAUGAAACGUACAAUCACCUGGCUGAACAUGUCAAUACCUACUUUGGAAGCGACACCCAAAAUGACAAAAGGUCACGAGACACGGCAUCCUCAACAUCUCAGAUCCAACCUAGCACUCUUCCAAAAAGUAGCAAGGAGGAUCAUAUCCUAAUGGCGGUGCCUGUGUCCCAUAGAUCCACACCAGAAAUGCCCCCUGCUAUUGACAAGGACGGCUCUGUCCCAAGUCCACAAGCCCCUUCUGCUCCAGCUCAGGAUGAGGGUGUUUCAACCAUCCCCAUAUCGCCAAGGAAAGGCAUCAGUCAUUACCUGUCCUACCCCAGGCCCAGCGUCCAGGCUUUUGUAGGAAACUACAUCGCUCCCCUCGUCCCAAAGUUCAGAGCGGAUUCAAAGAGUGGCACAGCAGAGAAGGACAAAACCUCUGGAUCUGAAAUAGCUGUGUCCCAGGAUGCAAAGAGUGCAGAAAGCAAGGAGAAAAAAGAGGCAGACGAGAAAGCACAGAGACUGCUGUCUCAGAGGGAGAAGAUUAUAGCACGUGUUAGUGUGGAUAACCGAACCAGAGCACUGGUCAAGAGUCUUCAACGAGUCACUGAUGUGAAGAUCACCAUCAGCAGGGUGGAGGAGCUGAGCUUCCACCUGCUGGAGUUUCCUGAAACCAGAGGGGUGGCAGUCACUGAGAAGGUCAUCCCGUGUCUGUUGCGUUUGAGGCAAGCAAGAGACGUCAGCCUGCAGGAUGCAGUGAGACAGGCUCUGGCCCUGGUGGGCUACACUGACCCGGUCAAAGGCAGAGGGAUACGUGUCCUCUCCAUCGACGGAGGAGGGACCAGGGGUUUGGUUGCAUUACAGGCUUUGCACAGGCUGGAGAGUUUGACAGGGAAGCCCAUCUACCAGCUGUUUGACUACAUUUGUGGAGUUAGUACAGGGGCCAUCCUGGCCUUUAUGCUGGGUGUGUUCCAGAUCCCUCUGGAUGAGUGUGAGGAACUCUAUCGGAAGCUGGGAUCUGAUGUCUUUAAACAGAACAUGAUUGUGGGCACAGUGAAAAUGGGCUGGAGUCACGCGUACUAUGACAGCCAGAUCUGGGAAGAGAUCCUCAAAGAAAGAAUGGGGCCUGGACUAAUGAUUGAGACUUCCAAGAACCUUAAAUGCCCUAAGGUGUCAGCAGUGAGCACCAUAGUGAACAGAGGCCUGCCGCUGAAGGCGUAUGUUUUCAGGAAUUAUAACUUCCUGCCAGGGGUUCGUUCACACUACUUGGGCGGCUGCCAGCAUAAAAUGUGGCAGGCCAUUCGAGCAUCCUCCGCUGCUCCAGGAUACUUCCAAGAAUUUGUACUAGGAAAUGACCUCCACCAGGACGGUGGUCUCUUGAUCAACAACCCUACUGCUCUGGCCAUCCAUGAGAGCAAGUGUUUGUGGCCCAACACGCCUGUGCAGUGUGUGGUAUCUCUGGGCACAGGCCGAUACGAAACUUUAAGCAAGACCAGCUCGAGCACUUAUACCAGCUUGAAGACCAAACUCACCAAUGUCAUCAGCAGCGCCACUGACACUGAAGAGGUCCACACAAUGCUGGACGCCCUCCUCCCCCCGAACACUUAUUUUCGUUUUAACCCUUACAUGAGUGAAGACAUCUCAUUGGACGAAAACAGAGAGGAGAGGCUGGACUUCCUGCAGGCUGAGGGUCGGCGCUACCUGGAGCGUAACGAGAAUAAGUUAAAGAAAGUGGCUAGUGUUCUCACUCAAGAAAAGGGCAUCGUUCAGAAACUAGCCGAAUGGGCCCAACUUAAAGCUGACAUGUACGACGGCCUUCCUUUUCGCUCCAAACUCUGAAACUCACACUCUAAACCAAACUAGCACAACCUCUGACCUUCUCCGUUGUCUGUUUAUCAUAUAACAAGGUAAACUGUGCACUACAGUGGAAUUAUGUGUUACAUAUGUUGCCAUAUGACAGUUUAAAACAGGGAAUCAAGUCUGUUGCCUCAUUUUGACGAGCACAUGAGAUUGAGAAAGUUUUAGUCUGAUUUUAAGGCUGUUGUUGUAAGAACAUCUUGUUUGAAACGAAGAGCCUUGAAAGCAUGAAAUGUUAGUGGCAGCACAGACUAUAGCUAGCACUUAUAUUUGCUGCUUUUCAUUUGUUGGGAUGUACUAAUGUUAUUUUGAUUGAUUAAUUUGCAUUAGGAUAAAGUUGCUGUUGUGUAGUAUCUCUCCUCGAGAAAACCUUUAGUAAUAGCAAAGAAGACUAUAGAAUACCCGAGAAUCCGAGACGUGUCACUAGUAUAGUUUUGAAUGGGGAAAAAAUGCAACGAAGCCCCGCCUUCUGAAUGAAAGAGCCAAUCGCUAAUCAGUAAAGUCAGCGUGUCACUGCAGCUGCCUUUAGAACUCCCGGUUGCUGUAGAAACAGUCGGCUUUCUGAGACGUGCGCAUGCGCACUGGCUGAUCUAGCCUGAGAAAUAAGCUUUUUAUAACGCUAUUUGAGCAAAAGAAACAACAUUAAUGAUACAGUUGUUGUCAGAUUUCUUUGGUGAUUUCAAAUAUGAAAUUUAAUCGUAAGCUCAGUGAACAGUUUUGGAGAAUUUGAUGUUUCCCCAUUCAAAGAGAUCGGAGCUGCACUUGGAUGCCCGAGAGGCGUUUCAAAGAUGGCCGCCGAGUGACAUGACUUGUCUUAAAGAGACUAAUAAUAGUCAACUGAGCUGACGGUACUGUAGUUAGCAUGAGGAGAGCUGCUAAACGCACGGACUUAUUGUGUAAAUAAUUUUCAACGAAACGUUUUAAUUUUUUAUUUAAAUUCAAAUGAUCAACCUUGUAAUUAUAUGUCAGUCCGCAAAGGGAUCCAACAGCACUGAUGUUUUAAAGAUUUUGCACACAAUGUUUUGAAAGCACUCAAUUGCAGUUGUAUUAUUUCUGAAGAUGAUUUACAUUGAUUAUUGUGAAAAUACUAAUGAAAUGAUCAUUGAUUUUGUGUAUUAUAUUUGAAUGCCUCAGUAUACAUUUUUAUUUGCUUCUGUGUGCACUUAGCUGGAAAAUAUUUUACAUAAUUUAUUGGUUCUGUUCAGACUGAGUGUAUAAUAUUGUAAAAUAUUAAUCCUUAAAUGCAAUGAGUAAAAUCAUAACAGUGUUGAAGAUUCAUUUUUAACAGCUUGAUUCAUAAAUGUCAUUUAGCUAACACUUUAAAAAUGUAUUCCCUGAUGAUUAUGAAGAGAAAUAAAUGAUUUUAAACCUCAA
Onychostoma macrolepis is the source of this 3901-nucleotide messenger RNA. It is a transcript of the gene pnpla8, whose product is annotated as patatin-like phospholipase domain containing 8. Gene Ontology annotation, cellular component: membrane. The transcript has 10 exons. The record is from RefSeq and is a predicted model, not a curated record. Lineage: Eukaryota; Metazoa; Chordata; Actinopteri; Cypriniformes; Cyprinidae. Bases 353 to 2509 code for a protein of 718 amino acids. Gene Ontology annotation, biological process: arachidonate metabolic process.